This is a messenger RNA of Carassius carassius (crucian carp), 984 nucleotides long. Its product is annotated as putative gustatory receptor clone PTE01. Gene Ontology annotation, biological process: G protein-coupled receptor signaling pathway. Lineage: Eukaryota; Metazoa; Chordata; Actinopteri; Cypriniformes; Cyprinidae. Gene Ontology annotation, molecular function: G protein-coupled receptor activity; olfactory receptor activity. The record is from RefSeq and is a predicted model, not a curated record. The coding region runs from base 1 to 984 and encodes 327 amino acids. Gene Ontology annotation, cellular component: membrane. The transcript has a single exon.
AUGGCUGUGAAUCUUUCAAAUCCCACUUUCACAUUCAACCUUAAAAUUGCUCAAUUUGAUAUCCAUCCCAAAGCAUUGUAUCCAGUGUUCUUGGCUGGAGUUCUGAUCUAUGUGUUCUCUGUACUCUGUAAUGGAGCCAUUCUUGGCCUGAUAAUCACUCAGAGAAGCCUUCACAAGCCAAUGUUCUACAUCCUCUUCAGCCUCCCUCUAACUGAUUUAAUUGGAAUCACUUCUGCUCUGCCCAGGGUUCUUGUGGACAUUUUAACAGAAACAAAUGAUGUAUAUUACCCUACAUGUGUUCUUCAGGCUUUUCUGCUACAUUUGUAUGGAGGUUCAAUACCUUUUUUACUGGCAGCCAUGUCUGUAGACCGGUAUAUAGCAAUAUGCAACCCGCUCAGAUAUAAUUCUAUCAUGACUCCUUGCAAAAUAUGUGGAAUCAUAGUGCUGGCAUGGGGCGUUGACUUUGCUUUAAUACUAGUGUUGUUUUCUCUUCACUCUAGAAUGGAAAAAUGCAAGUCUUUUAUUUCCAAUGUGUACUGUGACAACCCAUCUUUGCUUUUGCUUUCAUGUGAAAGGGAUUUUACUGUGAACAAUAUUUAUGGUUUAUUUAUAACAGCAUUUAUGCAGGUGAGCAGUAUCUCUGUCCAGCUGUUCUCUUAUACGCAUAUUCUCAUCACAUGUAUAAAACAAACACAUGCUGAUUCAAAAGUUAAGGCUCUAAAUACAUGUAUAGCCCAGAUCGCUACAUUUUUCCUCUUUGAAAUAGUGACAACUGUUGCUAUAUUAUCAUAUCGGAUCCCCAGCAUCUCUUCCAGUGCUCAGAGGAUUUGUGGUUUGAUGAUUUACACAGUCCUUCCGACUGUCAAUCCAGUCAUAUAUGGAAUGAAAACUAAAGAUAUUAGAAUAGCUUUCUUUAUGGUUUGGAAAAGUCACAAAGUUAGCCCAGGUAAAAAUACGUCUGAUGUUAAAAACAGCAGAAAAUAA